This is a messenger RNA of Haliotis rufescens (red abalone), 2195 nucleotides long. RefSeq names its product chitotriosidase-1-like. Gene Ontology annotation, molecular function: chitinase activity; chitin binding. NCBI's taxonomy places the organism in Eukaryota, Metazoa, Mollusca, Gastropoda, Lepetellida, Haliotidae. The record is from RefSeq and is a predicted model, not a curated record. Bases 109 to 1812 code for a protein of 567 amino acids. Gene Ontology annotation, biological process: carbohydrate metabolic process; chitin catabolic process. Gene Ontology annotation, cellular component: extracellular region. The transcript is spliced from 11 exons.
CGGCUACCUAAUGAGAGACAGUCAUUGUAGGUGGAAGUGAAUAAAACCAGCUGACUCUGGACAACUUGGACACUUCAUCACAAUCGCCGUGACAGUAACUUGGCCAGGAUGACGGCCCCCGUCUCUCCCCGCACCCUGCUGCUGACGUUGUUUAUCGCUGCCACCGGGUGUCACGGUUAUGUUCGGUUCUGCUACUUCACCAACUGGUCCCAGUACCGACUGAACGCGACGUUCAGCCCGCAGGACAUCGACCCAGCGCUGUGCACACACAUCAUCUACGCCUUCGCCGCCCUCGAAAACAACACCAUCAACCCCACCGAAUACAACGACUUCACUCUAUAUGGUCAAAUAAUGUCAUUGAAGAAGUCCAACCCAGCCCUGAAGGUUCUGUUGGCCAUCGGAGGCUGGGAGGCGGACAAUGACCAGUUCACCAGACUGGUGUCCAGUGCAGCCAACAUGGCGAGUUUUUCAGAGACGUCCAUAGGUUAUCUCAGGGAGCACAAGUUUGAUGGCCUUGACAUUGAUUGGGAGUACCCUGCCGGAAGAGGAGGGCCAGCAACCGACAGAGCCAGGUUUACAACACUGGUGCAGACGCUGAAUGCGGCUUUCACCGAGGAGUCAAGGAUAAGUAAAAAGCCGAGACUGCUGUUGACCAUCGCCGUUGUUGCUGGCAUCAACCAAGCAAACAACUACUACCAGAUCGAAGAGAUCAGCCGCAAUAUUGACUUCAUUAAUAUUAUGGCCUACGACUUCCAUGGCAGUUGGGAGAGCACAACAGGGAUUCACAGCGCCCUCUACCGGGAUGUGGAUGACUCGAUCACCGGUUGGUUGAACGCUAAAGCUCCACGUGAGAAGCUGGUCCUUGGUAUGGCUGCAUAUGGACGCACGUUCCGUCUAGCAUCGAGAGAUCCCAACCCCACCAACUUUGGACUUGGUCAGCGUUCUGCAGGACCCGGGAUGGCCGGACCAAACACGAGAUCUAACGGAAGUCUCGCCUAUUUUGAGAUCUGUGAGCUGUUAGUGAAGGGAAACUGGAGUGGUACGUACAGCGCCAUUCACGACAGUCCCAUGGCCUAUGGUUAUGUCGGCAACGACAUCAACUGGGUUGGGUACGACAAUAUUCUCAGCGUCCGAGAAAAGGCGAAGUACAUCCGGGAUCGCGGUCUGGCCGGGUCUAUGAUCUGGUCCCUAGACCAAGACGAUUUCCGGAACCUCUGCGGAGACAACCGCUUCCCGCUAGCUGGCGCCCUACUGGAACACCUGCCGUCUGACGGAGAAGUUGGGGAGACAACGACAACUCAGGCUGAAACUUCAACAACAACACAAGAUGAAACAACAACAACACAGGCUGAAACUACAACAACACAACAUGAAACUACAACUACACGGGAAGACACGACAACUCGCCAACCGACAACCACGCUCACAGAGGUCUCGGAAACAUCUAGUGAUGAUUCUACACCUUCUGACCCGGGCUGGGUUACAACGACACCAACGCCUUCAACGCAGACUACGACAACUCCUAUACCCACAGAGGGAACAAGUGUUCCAACAACAAAAGCCCCACGAAAGCCUACUCUGAGACCCCCAAGGAUCCCCUUCUCAAGGCCAAUAGCGCCUUACAGAUGCAACUUUAGACUUGCAGAUGCCAACCCCGACUCUCUGGUCCAGGGUAACCCUCGCAUGUUCGUGGCCUGGAGGCGAGGAGUAAUGAGCAUCGUGUGUACCUGUCCUGGAGCUUUUGUCUACAACCCCUGCAUCAAGCGCUGUGACUACAAGACCAACAGGGCUACCUGCAGUAGGUGGUUCUAAUGGCCAUGAACCAAGGAAGUCAAACACUACCGAAAUUCUGAAAAACAGCAUUCUUUGACAGAGGUUAAGACCAAACUAUGACUCAACAACCGAUACUAUAUUCUCUUUGUAAAGAUCUAUUUGAAAGGCUCUUUUCAAAUUACCUCAAUUUCUUUUGUAAAAAUGUAUACAUUGAUAUAGCUGUAUUACAUUCCUAUAUCUUGACCGGGUGUAAUAUGACAUGGUAUUAAGUGGCCAUUUCAUAUUUAAAGCCCCACAAAAUAUGUCAAAGAAGAAAGCGCAUGUGAUUCAUACCUUGACUUGGAUUAUUGUAUCGUUAUUUUAUAAGAUUUAUAUUUUUGUAUCCAUUAGAAAAUAUUUUCUUCUUAAUAAAUAUCCUGCAG